AUGGCCUCUAGGUCAAAUGCCAAGUCUUUUAGUAACUACCUCAAUAUAUUAGCUCGUGAGAAGAUUUCUAUCUUAGUUCAAGCUUGGGAUCAUACAGAUGUUGUAGAACCAGAUGUGCUAUCAGGGGAGGACAAAGACUAUCCUCUCAGGUGUGAGUUUUAUGUUGAAGACACUAACUUCCCCCAAUUGGUGGCGUUAGGGGAGUAG
Molecule: messenger RNA, 207 nt
Organism: Sphenostylis stenocarpa
Lineage: Eukaryota; Viridiplantae; Streptophyta; Magnoliopsida; Fabales; Fabaceae
Source: the annotation of a GenBank genome assembly